CUCUCAGCUAUGUUGUGUCUUUAUAUAUAUACAGACAUGAUAGAGAAGAAGCGGACUAAUGCCCACCCCGUGGACCCUCCUGACGGGGGCUGGGGCUGGGUGGUGACGGUGGCAGGCGCCAUGGUCACCGCCGGGACAUUCGGCAUCAGCCGGUCUCUGGGGGUCUUUUUCGUGCUCUGGAGGGAACAGUUUACCGGUGUUACGGCCGCGGAAGUCGCGUUGGUUCAGUCCAUGUUAAUGGGAAUGACCCACUUGUCAGGACCUAUAGCGAGUAGUCUGGGUGGGAGGUUUGGAUUCCGUCCUGUCAUCAUGGCAGGAGGUGUGCUGGCAGCAGCAGGGUUCUGUCUCAGCUGGUUUGCAACCCAUAUCUCCCACCUUUACAUCACUGUUGGCUGUCUUGUAGGGUUUGGGGGCUCCCUCUGCCUUACCAACAUGACCAUCUGCGUAGGAAGGUACUUCACCAAAAGGAGACUCCUAGCCAACAGUCUCAUGACACUCGGUGGGAGUCUGGGUGCCUUCGCUUUCCCGCCGCUCUUCCAACUACUGAUCGAUGAAUACGGGACGAAGGGGGCUCUUCUGAUCGCCGGUGGCAUUACUUUUAAUAUAACAGCUUUCGGAGCCUUAGUACGACCGAUCCACCUCAAAGGUGACGCCCAAAACACCACCAGUAAGCAACCGGACCUUCUCGACCACGGUUCUAAAUCUAGUCCUGUGAACGAACAAGGCAAGCGUAGUUGUAACGUGAGGAAGUCAUUCCUGUCUGUGCUUGAUUUAAACCUUCUAAGGGAACCCGCCUUCGCACUAUUUAUAAUCUCAACAGGUUUUCAAGCGUCCAAUCGGCAAGCUUCUAGCAUUUACCUCGUCCCACGCGCGAAGUUUUUAGGCGUAGAGGAAUAUCCUGCCGCUUUUCUCAUGUCCAUUUUGGGCAUUGUAGGCAUGGUGGGCCGUUUGUUGGUUGGCAUGCUGCCUGAAUGGAAGAAAUUCCGCCGUAUUGACCAGUACGCGACUGCAGCGUCGCUCAUGGGUGGUAUGAUGAUGGUGAUGCCCCUGGCCACCUCAUAUGGCAGUAUGGUUGCCUGGAGUGUUGUGUUCGGGCUGAUGUCAGGUGCGUACGUCCCUCUAACGGUAACUACAGCUGCAGACUUGGUGGAUACAAACAAACUCCCCAGCGCCAUGGGACUCCGGAUGUUCGUGCAGGGGAUCGCUACUCUAGUGGGACCACCUGUUUCAGGAGCACUGCGUGACGUCACGGGCAGCUAUGACGGAACGUUUCUGCUUGGCGGCGCAUGCGUACUUGUCGGAGGACUGAUACCGUUCUUACUGCACAUGCGCGUGUGUACCCGUCAGAAUAGUGACGUCAUCGACGCCGCAGACGCUGUGGACUUAGAAGAAGCAGAUAACGUGGAACACAGGCCCUCAGAAGUGACUCUGUUCAUAACAAAAGAAACGUCACUGUAGUUCUGACACAUGUCGGAAGAGGGACAUUAUAUUGAUAAAUAUGAUACAAAUGAUUUUAUCAUGUUAUGACAAAACUGAUUGUACUCUCGAACUAGUUUAGCUGACUGAAGAACUUCUUUCACUGGCCGUGACAGAGAAGACA
This is a messenger RNA of Branchiostoma floridae (Florida lancelet), 1600 nucleotides long. RefSeq names its product monocarboxylate transporter 12-like. The transcript has 4 exons. The coding region runs from base 10 to 1458 and encodes 482 amino acids. NCBI's taxonomy places the organism in Eukaryota, Metazoa, Chordata, Leptocardii, Amphioxiformes, Branchiostomatidae. Gene Ontology annotation, biological process: monocarboxylic acid transport; transmembrane transport. The record is from RefSeq and is a predicted model, not a curated record. Gene Ontology annotation, molecular function: monocarboxylic acid transmembrane transporter activity.